AUGGGCGCCAUGCAGAUGGCAGCCGCUCCGGGCGGCGGCGCGGCGGCAGGCGGCGGCGAUGCCGCGCCUCCUGCGGAGGAGAAGAAGGAGAAGACCGAGUUUGCGGUCAAGCUGGAGGCGUUCAGUCCAGAGGGCAAAAUCAAAGUCAUCAAGGAGAUCAGGGCCAUCACCAGCCUGGGGCUCAAGGAGGCUAAGGAGCUGGUGGAGAAGGCCCCGAUUGUCAUCAAGGAGGGCCUCAGCAAGGCGGACGCAGAGGCAAUGCAGAAGCAGCUUGAAGCAGUCGGCGGCACGAUCAAGCUUGAGUGA
Molecule: messenger RNA, 306 nt
Organism: Monoraphidium neglectum
Lineage: Eukaryota; Viridiplantae; Chlorophyta; Chlorophyceae; Sphaeropleales; Selenastraceae
Product: 50S ribosomal protein L7/L12
Exons: 3
Coding region: 1-306 (101 amino acids)
Biological process (GO): translation
Cellular component (GO): ribosome
Molecular function (GO): structural constituent of ribosome
Source: RefSeq, a predicted model, not a curated record